Leguminivora glycinivorella is the source of this 2515-nucleotide messenger RNA. RefSeq names its product gastrula zinc finger protein XlCGF57.1-like. NCBI's taxonomy places the organism in Eukaryota, Metazoa, Arthropoda, Insecta, Lepidoptera, Tortricidae. The record is from RefSeq and is a predicted model, not a curated record. Bases 131 to 2023 code for a protein of 630 amino acids. The transcript has 2 exons.
GUCUUUGUCUUCAUCUCAAAGCGUAUUUUACUUGCAAUAUUUUCAUUUCGUAUUUGUUUCGAUAGGAGCACAUCUAAACAUCUUGAGUAAGAUGUUUUGAGCACAAAAGUAUAACUUUUGAGAGUGGGAGAUGGAGACGAGUGCCGAGUCUGGCAGCAUGUCGCCGGCGCGCGUGAAGCUGGAGCCCGAGACGGACCAGUCGGAAAUGGCCCCUGUGAAGGAAGAAGCUGUAUUCUUGGAUGAAGAGGAGCGCGUGAAGGAGGAGUGGUCGGACAGCCCGGCCGUGCUCGGCGUGAGCGAGGCAGCCAUGCUGGCCGACUUGUACAUCGAGCACGAGGUGAAGGACGAGCUCGUGCUGGGGCCGGAGCGCCCGCACCGCCCCGUAGUCGCCCCGGCCGCGCUAUAUAAUCGUGUCGCAGCGUCCGCUCUCGUCUCCCCUGCUGCGGUGUCGGGUGUGCGCCGCUCGUGCUCGGUCAGGCUGGAGCGCCUGCUGGUGGACGCGGCGCGGCGCACCUGCCGGGUCGCGCGCCGCACGUACAAGCUGCGCGCCGCCGAGCCCGCACACACACCCAGCGCCAACGCCACCGGCUACCAGUGUCACCAUUGCGGAAAACGGUUCACGAACAAGUCGGUUUUAAAGAAACACGUACACACUCACUCACCUUUUCAUAAUUCUACCGUAGGCUAUGAUGGUAUAGAACGACACAGCAGCAAAAAACGGUGUAAAAAGGCUAACAUGAUUAUAUACACCAGUGAAAAGUCUUUCGGGUGUAAUCAAUGUAGUUACAAGAGUAAUUCUAAAUCAACGUUACAAACUCAUCUGAUGACUCACACUGGCGACAAACCCUUCAGUUGUACCCACUGUGACUACAAGUUUGGAAGCAAAACACAAUUAAAAUCACAUCUGAUGAUUCACACUGAUGAUAAGCCAUUUAGUUGUAGCCACUGUGACUACAAGUGUAAACUAAAAGCAGUUUUACAGGCUCACCUAACGACUCACAUUGACGAGAAGCCAUUUAAUUGUAGGCACUGUGACUACAAGUGUAAACGAAAAACAAAUUUACAGUCUCACAUGAUGACUCACACUGACGAGAAGCCCUUUAGUUGUGGCCACUGUGACUGCAAAUUUAAAACGAAAUCGCAUUUACGGAGGCACCUGAUGACUCACGAGAAGCCUUUAAAUUGUAGCUACUGUGACUACAGGUGUAGAACAAAAGCAGAUAUAAAGUCUCACCUGAAGACCCACAUAGACGAAAAGCCAUUUAGCUGUACCCGCUGCGACUACAAGUGUAGACGAAAAGCAGAAUUACAGACUCAUCUGCGUACUCACACUAACGAGGAGCCUUUUAGUUGUAGCCACUGUGACUACAAGUGUAAACAAAAAGUACAUUUAAACUCGCACCUGAUCACUCACACUGACGAGAAGUUUUUUAGUUGCAGCCACUGUGACUUCAAGUGUAGACGAAAAUAUUGUUUGCAAAUGCACCUAAUGACCCACACAGACGAGAAACCGUUAAGUUGUAGCCACUGUGACUACAAGUGUAGACGGAAAGAUCAAUUACGGACUCAUGUAAUGACUCACACUAACAAAAAACCUUUUAGUUGUAGCCACUGUGACUACAAGUUUAAAACGAAAUCACAUUUACGGAGACACCUGAUGACUCACACAGGCGAGAAACCUUUUAAUUGUUGCUACUGUGACUACAAGUGUAGAUCAAAAACAGAUCUAAACAGUCACCUGAUAAUCCACACUGACCAAAAGCCUUUUAGCUGUACCCGCUGCGACUACAAGUGUAGACGAAAAGUAGAAUUGCAAACUCACCUGAAGACUCACACUGACGAGAAGCCAUUUAGUUGUAGCCACUGUGACUACAAGUGUAGACAAAAAUCACAUUUACAGUAUCACCUAAUGAUUCACACAGACGAAAGGCCUUUUAGUUGUAGGCACUGUGAUAAAAAGUAUAAAACAAAAUCACAUUUACGGAGGCACCUGAUGACUCACACUAACGAGGAGCCUUUGUAGCCGCUGCGACUAGUGUAGACGAAAAGCAGAAUUACAGACAGAUUCAUCUGAGUAAUCAUUCAGACGGAAAGCCUUUUAGUUCGCCGUUUAGGCGGCUUUGGAUGCGACAGAGCGUAGGGACAUCGACUUUUCGGCGAUGACCCAGGGCUUCGAUGAUGAACAUCGCCGUCGAGUCGCGUGUCUAUCAAUAUUCCAUCGGAUAUAUUCUGGGGAGUGCGCUCAAGAAGUCCACGACCUAAUCCCUCCUCCUUUCCAUCUUUGGACGUCGAGGCGGGGAGAACGAAUGCACCCGUAUGCGGUUAAUAUUCCAUUUGUCCGCACGAAACAAAUUGCCUCAUCUUUUGUGAUGCGGACUGUGGAAUGCGCUCCCACCAUCUGUGUUCCCAGAUAAAUACGACCUCGGUCUGUUUAAAGCGAGAGUGAUUAGGCUAUUACUGAAUCGGCGAGCUCCAUCUUAGACUCUGUCUUCACUUUCCAUUUAAUAUAAUCUAA